CUCUGUGAGGAUGAGGAGGCCGCAGGAAAUGAGCCGAAUGAAUUCUACAAGACAGACCCGCUUCUUCCCUGCAGCACGACCUGCUGGUCACUCGACACACUCUCACUUCUUCUCGUUGUGAGACGUUUAAACCUAUCAAUGGUGCCUUGCGCUGACUCAACGAAAUUAGCAGAACCGAUUGCUUUAUUCUACUCAUCCUUUCUUCUUCCGCUUUUGUCCUCAAGAGUCGUUUUUUUUCACGUGCAAAGUUUGAGUAUUUAAAUACAUUUUGUUGUUGUUGUUGUUUGUUUGUUUUUUUUUAAAUGUUUGUUUAUUCCGAGGUUGGUUGUGUGCGCGAGCGCGUUUGAGUCGUCCAGGAUCAUCCCUCCGCUAAUCUCUUUAUCUGGGCCCCGGCUCUGCGAGUUCACGCCGCUUCUGCCGGGUUGGGGGGAACUUUUUUUUUUCUCCUUCCCCCUUCCGCUCAUCUGGUGGGUUUCAAAGUGGUUUGGGGGCGCAGUUGUGUUGCCAUGGCAACGGCUUGGAUGGAGCUUGCGUAAUGUUGACAGUCGGAAGGAGCGCCUCAAUGGCCCAGAUUUCGCCGGCGGACUUGGCCGCCCCAGGCCUGGACGACAUGGAGGACGGCAGGUGUGCGGGACUUCUCUUCAACGUCAACAACAGCAACAACAACAAGGAUGACAAGAAGAAGAAGAAGAAGAAAAAAAAGGAGGAGAAGAAAGACAAAAAAACGAAGGAGGCGAAGAAGAAAGCCAAGAAAGAAGAAGAAGAGGAGGAAAAGAAGAAAGCCAAGGCAGAGGAGAAGAAGGAGGCGGUUCCACAGGAGAUCACAGUGGUGGACCCGGCGGGGGACACAUAUUACCACUGGCUCUUCAUUAUCACGCUUCCCGUCAUGUACAACUGGACCCUCAUCAUCGCCAGAGCGUGCUUCGAGGAACUUCAGAUGGACUACUUGCGCUGCUGGUUCUUCUUGGAUUUUCUCUGCGACUUGGUCUACGUGGCCGACAUGGUCUUCCGAACCAGGACAGGCUACCUGGAGCAGGGUCUUCUAGUUAAGGAUGAGCAGAAGCUACGCGAGCGUUACAUAAAGAGUUUCCAGUUCCGACUAGAUGUCCUCUCCAUGGUCCCCACGGAUGUUCUGUACGCCACGCUGGGCCUCAACUACCCCGAGAUCCGCCUCAACAAGCUGCUGAGGUUCAACAGGAUGCUGGAGUUCUUCCAAAGGACCGAGACCAGAACCAACUACCCCAAUGCGCUGCGAAUCUCCAACCUGGUCAUGUACAUUGUCAUCAUCAUCCACUGGAACGCCUGCCUCUACUAUUCCUUCUCCAAGGCCAUUGGUUUUGGCUCGGACAGGUUUGUGUAUCCUGACCCAGCAAACCCAGAGUUCGGGCGCCUGGUGAGGAAGUACGCCUACAGUAUGUACUGGUCCACACUGACGCUCACCACCAUCGGAGAGACUCCACCCCCUGUGGAAAACUCCGAGUAUUUCUUUGUGGUCACCGAUUUCCUGGUGGGCGUGCUGAUCUUCGCCACUAUCGUGGGUAACGUGGGCUCCAUGAUUACAAACAUGAACGCCGCCCGCGCCAACUUUCAGGCUCGCAUCGACGCUAUCAAACAGUACAUGAGCUUCCGCAAGGUCAGUGGAGUGACCACAGGUAACCAAAGAUCUGGAGAAGCGAGUCAUAAAGUGGUUCGACUUCCUGUGGACCAACAAGAAGGCGGUGGACGAGCGGGAAGUCCUCAAAUACCUUCCGGACAAGCUGAGAGCCGAGAUUGCCAUCAACGUGCACCUGGACACGCUCAAGAAGGUGCGUAUCUUCGCCGACUGCGAGGCGGGCCUGCUGGUGGAGCUGGUUCUGAAGCUGCAGCCGCAAGUCUACAGUCCCGGAGACUACAUCUGCAAAAAGGGCGACAUCGGGCGCGAGAUGUACAUCAUCAAGGAGGGCAAGCUCGCCGUUGUCGCCGACGAUGGCGUCACACAGUUUGUGGUCCUCAGCGACGGCAGCUACUUUGGCGAGAUCAGCAUACUGGCCAUCAAGGGCAGCAAAGCCGGAAACCGGCGAACGGCAAACAUCCGCAGCAUCGGUUACUCCGACCUCUUCUGCCUUUCCAAGGACGACCUGAUGGAAGCGUUAACCGAGUACCCCGACGCCAAGGCCUUGUUAGAAGAGAAGGGGAGACAGAUCCUGAUGAAGGACGGGCUGCUGGACCUGGAGGUGGCGGCGCAGGGCCCCGACCCCAAGGAGAUGGACGAGAAAGUGGAGCGGAUGGCGAGCACGCUAGACGACCUCCAGACACGCUACGCUCGACUGCUGGCCGAGCACGAGGCCACGCACAGCAAGAUCAAACAUCGAGUCAGCAGGCUGGAGAAGAAGCUCCCCUCCCGGGGAGGCGACGUCCCGGCGCCACCGACCGAAUAACGAGCAGUACUAUGGAAGCGUGUGUUCUUUCCAUAUUCCCAACGAGGAACACAGACAUAAUUCAUUCAGUUCAUAGCUAGUCUGCUCAUGCUCGGGUUCUCAAACUGGAGGUCCACUGAGUGAAUUUAGCACUAUCCUAGCGUGCUUCAACCUAAAUAUUCAUGUGCCAGCGUUGUCAAUUUAGCGAUGCUUGAAACAAAUCUUUGUCCCCCCCCCCAAAAAAAAAAAAAAAACAAGCAAAUUUCAUUCCUUUUUAGAAGCGAUACACUUUUCAUUUGAAUUAUAUGACAUAAUUUACUGUAAAUGAUAAUAUCUUCCAGCCAGAGACCCCAAUUUGAGAAACCCAUGCUAA
This is a messenger RNA of Syngnathoides biaculeatus (alligator pipefish), 2769 nucleotides long. It is a transcript of the gene cnga1b, whose product is annotated as cyclic nucleotide gated channel subunit alpha 1b. Bases 536 to 2497 code for a protein of 653 amino acids. Gene Ontology annotation, molecular function: intracellularly cAMP-activated cation channel activity; cGMP binding; intracellularly cGMP-activated cation channel activity. The transcript is spliced from 15 exons. Gene Ontology annotation, biological process: monoatomic cation transmembrane transport. NCBI's taxonomy places the organism in Eukaryota, Metazoa, Chordata, Actinopteri, Syngnathiformes, Syngnathidae. Gene Ontology annotation, cellular component: intracellular cyclic nucleotide activated cation channel complex; plasma membrane. The record is from RefSeq and is a predicted model, not a curated record.